GUGAAAAUGUCGCUACGCUUGGGACUGUUUCUUUUGGGGCUGCUUGCCCCUCUAAUCCUUGUGAAUUCCGCCUUCAUAAACCCACUCAUUGUGGGUGGCGAUCAGGCGGACAUUGCCAACUAUCCGUACCAGGUCUCGGUUCGUCUGGAGACCUACAUGCUGCUCCACAUCUGCGGCGGCAGUAUCUACGCCCCCAAGGUGGUGGUCACAGCCGCUCACUGCGUCAAGGGACGCUUUGCCUCCUACAUCCGGAUCGUGGCUGGCCAGAACUCGAUCGCUGACCUGGAGGAGGAGGGCGUGAAGGUCAGCAAGCUGAUCUACCACAGUGGCUACAACAAGAAGACCUAUGUGAAUGAUAUUGGAUUGAUCAUUACCCGCGAGCCAUUGGAGUAUUCCGCCCUGGUUCAGCCUAUUGCCUUGGCCCUGGAGGCUCCUCCAUCGGGCGCCCAUGCCGUGGUCAGUGGCUGGGGCAAGCGGACCGAAGAGGAUGAGGCCCUGCCUGCUAUGCUGCGUGCCGUCGAGCUGCAAAUUGUGGAAAGGAGCACAUGCGGAUCCCAGUACCUGACCAAGGACUACACCAUCACAGAUGAGAUGAUUUGCGCUGGCUUCUUGGAAGGCGGCAAGGAUACCUGCAAUGGAGAUUCCGGCGGUCCCCUGGUUGUGGAUGGAGUUCAGGUGGGCAUAGUGUCUUGGGGCGUGGGCUGUGGCAGGGAGGGAUUCCCAGGAGUGUACACCAGCGUCAACUCCCACAUUGCCUGGGUGGAGGAGCAGGCAGAGCCGUACCUCUAGUGGGAGAUUCUCUGUCAAAGAAGAGGUACUUUACGGCCUGAAAGCGAACAAAUUAAACGAACAAAAUAUGACAUUACUGACUAAAUCAAGAUUUUAAAAUGAUUAAUACCUUAAUGGAAGUCACCAUUAACCUUGUUUAUGUUUAUAUAAAAAAAGCACUUUGUCUGAAGAAUUUAUCAAUAAAUUAACACAUUUAAGCGGAUAAUUAUGCUGGACUUUGGCUAGUUAUCUGGAAUCUUAA
Drosophila kikkawai is the source of this 1030-nucleotide messenger RNA. Its product is annotated as trypsin delta. The record is from RefSeq and is a predicted model, not a curated record. Lineage: Eukaryota; Metazoa; Arthropoda; Insecta; Diptera; Drosophilidae. Gene Ontology annotation, biological process: proteolysis. Gene Ontology annotation, molecular function: serine-type endopeptidase activity.